AUGUAUGAAUCACCUAUUGUAAGAAAAUUUCAUUAUACGAAUGACGAAUAUUCCGGCGAGAAUUAUUUUCCCUUUUCAGAAGCGAGGGAAGCGAUCACCCCCGCGAACCGACACGAAUUGGAUGGUGUCAACAAUCACCUUAUUCCACGUUUCCCAAUAAAACGUCCGACACAACAAUACACGUAUACAUGCAAAGGCGUUUGGAAGGCCGGUCCGAUCUUGACCGAUUCGAUCGGUCGUGCACGCGCUCCUCUCGAAAUCAUGGGUAGAAGCCAUGCCGCCGAAAGAGCAACAAUCUCGAUUCAGUCGCUCGCAAGUCCCAUCUAA
Molecule: messenger RNA, 327 nt
Organism: Acaulospora colombiana
Lineage: Eukaryota; Fungi; Glomeromycota; Glomeromycetes; Diversisporales; Acaulosporaceae
Source: the annotation of a GenBank genome assembly